AAGACGGCAGGGCGCGUGCGCGUCCCUCCUCCGAUCCGAAUCAUCUACAUCCGCGUCGCCCGGUCUUCAUCGGGCCCUUCACCGGCGACGAAGCCCCGCGGCGGCGAAGCCAGCAUGGAGCCCGUGCGUCCCUUUCCACCAGGUGUGCCCAUCCCUUCGCUUCCCUUACUGUUGUGCAAGACCUUAAACCCAAACCAUAUCUUAAAGCUAAUUGGUCUAAUCUAAUUUGGAUCCCUUUAAAAGGUCACCAUGCGUAUGCGUGUAUGUGCACAGCCAAUGCAAGAACAAAAUUACAGGAAGGUUGUUGCUCACAAAGUCAAGUAAAAUGGGAGAUACUGCCUCUGAUUGAGAGAUUGGAAUAACGACAUCAUAUUUUUUUUGAGCGCAAAGAUACUAUGAAAUUAUCUAGGUUUCUAGAUGCUCUAAAAUUGGCUGCAAUAGAUGUCUGAUUGUGAAACUCGUGACAUCAGAGACACCAUAUCAGUUUUUUUGAUCAAUAGUCUAUGCAAUAUAUGUCUAGCUUUCCAUGUAAUUAUUUAUUGUUGAAGUUCAGUUGUCUCCAGUAAUAGAUGUCUGAAGCAACCAUGCUUGGUAAAUAUUUUUCGGUUUUUAAAGUAUCUGAACAUAGCAUAGCAUAGCGUUAGCACGACAAUAUACUAUAGUUAGUUGAUCAAUCAUUUUUUUGUUGGCCAGUGAUUUCUGAAUUGAUUUCCAUCCAUCAGCAUAAACUGAAAUACUAAUCAAACUGCAGAUUAUUCGACCUGUAUUUUCAAAGAUCCUGAUGCUGUGGCCAGACAUCUGGUCUUUAGUUCUCACUUCUCACUUACAACCUGAAAUGGCUAUUAUGAAUUUUGCUGCAUCUUAGUGUUUGCUGAAACAGUUGGUGCUUAGUAGUUAUCUUUGCCUUGUCAACAGCUGCAGCAAAGGUAAUAUCUGCUAAAUUCUCGAUAUGUUGUUUUCCCUUAGUCAUCGUUCAGGGUUGCUGAUGAUUGUUUUCGAGCAUCAAAUUUUGCUAGCUCAUUUAGUUCCUCCAAGGUGGAGAGCUAGGCAAGAUGCAUAUUGAUAUAGGCAACGUCAUGGCUCAAAGCCUGUAUUCAGUAGGUCUAUAUGUAGCUUGAUUGCUUUAUUAUUUAUGAACACUUGAAAUUAUGUCUGUGGGAGUUUGCUCAAAACGUACUGAUGUGGGAGUUUUUGUUUUAGGGGUUACAGAUGAUGAUUUGUAGACAUGUGCACUAAUCUGACAGAUACCUCACCAAUCGGUGCUGAAGUUUUAUUCUACUCUUAGAAGUAAUAGCACAACAAUGUUUCAGUAGCUAAAUCUGAAAUAUCAUUAUUGUUUUUUAAGCGACUGGCCAUGCCUUUAGUAAGAUUAAGAUUGCAGUAAUAGCACAACAAUGUUUCAGAAGAAGGUAUCCAUAGUUGUGUUAGUUGUUUAUUUGGGUUCUCUGAAUUUUGGAAAUUAAGCACAAAAUUCUACAGGCAUAAUAAUUAUGUUACAUCUUGGUAUCCAACUGUAGAUAAGAGCUGGCCUCUUUAGAAUACCGAUGUCAAGUGGGUUGCAGGGUGUAACAUUUCCCAUGGUUUACCUUCUCCAGCUUUGGUUGUUCGCAAUUUGAUGUAACAUGAAUCUUAUGUUAGCUAACAUGAGGUUUCUGCAAUUUGUGUAACAAAAUCUCAUAUUACUCUUGUCUGCCUGACUUUUAUGUGUUUUGCCACCAGUGCUCUGUCAUGUCUGGCAUGCAUUUCCUUCACUUGUCGGCUUUGCUAAUGAUUGAGUGGGCUGUGAGUUAGCUGCAUAUUGGUACAAUUUUAAAAAAUAAUGGUAAACUCUGUUAGGUCAUGAUUCACCGUUACCCAUAGCAGUCAUACGAGGAACUUACUCGCUGACCCAAUAUGCAUGCUUGUUGUCCAGGUUUGAAGUUUCUUAGUAUUCUCUUCUGGUGCCGUGGGAGCAUAAGUUUUCAUUUUUUGUAAUGUCAUGGGUAUCUUCAGAGGUGCCUGGAUGGAGUGGACUAUCAAACGCACAAGUCACAACAUUCGGUGAUGUUUACCCUUUAGCAGCUAAACAACAGUUUUCAGUUUAACCCCCUUUUCUUGCUUGAUUUUGUAAUCAAUUAGGUAAUUAUUAGUUUUCUCUUGACUAUAGGCAUUUUUAGCCAUAUGAGAGGGUUCUGACUGAUUUCCGAAUCCUAUUGUAAUUUCUGAAUCCAUGAUCCAAUAGUAGCUCACACAAUAGUUAUCAAUUAAGGGACAUUUGAUGUUGAAAAAUCUCAAUCCAGAAAAGACUACGUACCAUAUGAUGAGGAUUAUUAUGCUUACUGGUUCUUGUUCUGUAUACCUAUAUAUAGAUGUAGUUAUGUCAACACUCAUUUAUGAAUGCAUGUUUUCUAUAUGGUUGGAUGGAGUAUUUGUUGAUAUUGGGAUGAUUUAAUAAUUCCUCCAUCCGUCGAUCUUGUUUGUUUGAUUCGGUAGAAAUACUUUUUUUGACAAAAUCACUUGUUGGAACAAAUCUUUGCUCGAGAUUUUAAGAAUUGUUUUGCUGUUUUGACGAACCAGCUUUUCAUGACACCGAAUCAUGCUGUUCCAAUAUAUAUAGCAGACAUAAUACAUGUAUGUUUCUGCACACUUGACACUUUAUUCAGUCCAUCUGCCUGGUGUUAAUUUCAGCAGUGAAUGCUGUCAGAUCCUAUGCUUGCUUAAUAAGAGUACUGAUGACCAUACUGGUUGGAGAAUGAGAUCCAUGAAAAGAAAAAAAUAAUUGUUGCGUGAUGAAUUGAUAGAGGGUUUGAUACUUAGUAGUUAGUAGAUAUAGUAGAGUUUGUGAGCCUAUGACGCUAUGUUCUCUGUGACUGUUAAUUUCAUAAACUUUGUUUUUUGGAUUAAAUAUUAUUUUAACAUUAGUAUUUAUUUUCACAGUAUUAUUGUUUUAUCAUCCGAUCUGUAUAUUUUUAGUAUAAAAGUUUAGUAGUCUCGUAGGAACGCACGGACAUAAACCAAGUACAACUAAAAUUCUGGAUGCGACAUCCGGUUUCGUUCCGUCGGUCCGCUCCACCGCGUGCCAUCGGUGAAAAAGGAAACUCCCGAACCCACCUCAUCCCGUCCCCGAGCGUCUCCAUCACCGCCAUCCGCGCUCCCUUCCAUCCUCCCUCGCCGCCGCUACCUGCGCUCCCCUCCAUCGUCCCCCGCCGCCGCCAGCCCCGGCCCUCGUGACUCCUCCAACGAUGGCGGCCACGAUCCCCGUCGCCGCCUCAAUCCCUACCGCAGUUGCGCCAUCACCCGCUCGAUCUCCGUUGGCCGCGCCCCGCGCCGCGAGCUCGGUGCCCGCGGCGCGCUCCGCCCACCGCGAGCUGCGGCGAGCUGCGGGAUAUACUGGAGGGAGUUCGAAAAGGACGGCGAAGGCGGCGGCGGCAGAGGGAGGAAGCCUACGGGGAGCAGGCGCCCGCCGCAGCCGCCUCCGCCCAGGCAGCAGCAACAGGAGCAGGAGCAGCAGCACUGGCGCGCGGAGAUGUGGCCCGAGCCCCUGCAGUCGUCGUCGCCGCCGUCCCCGCCGCGACGGUCCGGGAGGAACAAGAUAGAUCAGGAGCCGCUCAUCCCAGUGGGCUCCCUGGACUCCGCGUCCGCCUUUUUCGACGAGUCGCUGCACCCGCCCAGCUCCGGCUCCAGCUCCUCCUUCUCUGUGUCCUCGCGUCCUCCGCCGCUGACCCCGGCAGUCGCUGUCAGCGCCGUGCCCCGCCCGCUUCCGCGGCCUGCACACCUGCCGCCUCGCCAAGCGCAUCGCCGGGUCUGCCGCCGCCGCCGCCUGGGAGAGCAAGCCCGCCACCGAUGCCACCCAUGGUCGCUGCCGCUGUCGCGGCGCCUCCACCGCCACCUCCAAAACCAGCAGCCACAUCGCUGCCACCACCGGCCAAGGGCCCGCCUCCGCCGCCACCACCGGCCAAGGGCCCACCUCCGCCGCCACCCCCGAAGGGCAGCCCGCCCCCACCGCCACCGCCCAAAGGCCCAUCCCCUCCGCCGCCGCCGCCACCAGGAGGAAAGAAAGGAGGGCUGCCUCCGCCACCUCCAAAGGGUGGGGCAUCGGCGUCCUCCUCUAGGCCGCCGACAGCGCCGGGCAUGCCAUCCGGGGCCGGCGAGCAGCAGGCGAAGCUGAAGCCGCUGCAUUGGGACAAGAUGAAUGUGCAGUCCACCGACCACUCCAUGGUGUGGGAUAAGAUCACCGGCGGUUCAUUCAACUUGGACGAAGGCAUCAUCGAGGCUUUAUUCGGCACUGCAGCAGCAAACCGCAAGCCGAAAUCUGCAGACACCAAGGAAUCCGCUGGAUCGUCGGCCCUUGGGCGCUCAAACACGCCAGAGCAAAUCUUCCUGCUCGAGCCGCGCAAGUCGCACAAUAUUUCCAUCAUCCUCAAGUCCCUCACGGUGGGGCGGGAUGAAAUAAUCGACGUCCUCCGGGAUGGGCACACAGAACUCAGCACUGAGGUCUUGGAGAAGCUUUCGCGGCUCAACAUCUCUAAAGAGGAAGAGUCCACCAACUUGAAGUUCUCUGGGAACCCCGACAGGCUUGCCCCAACGGAGGCCUUCCUCCUCCGCCUCCUCCUUGAUGUGCCCAAUCCAAUUGCGCGCGUCAAUGCACUGCUUUUCAAGGUUAACUAUGGUGCUGAGGUUGCCCAGCUCAAGCACUCGCUUCGGACGUUGGAAUUGGCAAGCCAGGAGCUGAGGACAAAGGGCCUGUUCUUCAAGCUGCUCGAGGCCGUGCUCAAGGCAGGAAACAGGAUGAAUGCCGGAACAGCACGUGGCAACGCUCAGGCCUUCAACCUUACAGCGCUCCGCAAGCUCUCUGACAUGAAGAGCACUGAUGGGAGCACCACAUUGCUGCACUUCGUCGUUGAGGAGGUUGUUCGCUCCGAGGGAAAGCGGCUUGCCAUCAAUCGUAACCACAGCAUCCGCCGCUCAGGCAGUCUCGCAAGGUCUGGCCACGAGGGAGGCAGUUCAGCAGCAGGCUUUGCAAGCCAGGGGCCAUCACGGGAGGAAAGAAUGAACGAAUACAUGAACUUGGGGCUACCAAUUGUUGGUGGUCUCAGCACAGAGUUUGCCAACGUGAAGAGAGCCGCACUGGUCGACUACGAUGCAGUUGUCAGCGAGUGUGCCAUUCUAGACAGCCGACUUAAUGAGAUCAAGAAGCUCUUGGAGACCUGCAUUGACGAUGGAUUUGCGAGGGGGUUGCGAGGAUUUGUGAAGGCUGCAGAACAGGAGCUGAAGGCACUAAGAAGGGAGCAGGAAAGAGUACUUGAGCUGGUCCAGAAGACAACAGAGUACUACCAUGCUGGUGCCGCCAAGGAACGGAACGCACAUCCCCUCCAGCUGUUCAUCGUAGUGAGGGACUUCUUGGGUAUGGUUGAUCAGGCAUGUGUUGACAUCAAGAGGAAAGCGCAACAGAAGAAACCAGCACCAUCGUCAUCGCAGCCAAACGCAGCAGCUGCUGCCCCCAAGGUGGCGGCUGCGGCUGCGGCCACAACAGCGGUGACAGCGUCAGUGACAAAGGAAGCGACCCAUGGUCAAGCAGCACCAACUCAGAAACCACCCGAAGAGGCAGAUAGUAAAAGGAAGAGGGUCAUGCCAAGAUUUCCAAACCUACCAGCGGACUUCAUGAAGGAUAGUGCAGAUUCUGAUUCAAGUAGUGACGAGGAAUAGAUUGAACGGGUGGCUGUAAAUGAUUGUUUACAUUGUUUUGAAUUGGUUGUUUUAGAGGUAUAGGAUAGCUGCAGACAGUACAUAAAGCAAUUUUUUACAUUGGUUCUUUGGUCCAUUUCUUCAAUCAAGAUCCAUAUUGAGAGCA
Messenger RNA from Sorghum bicolor (sorghum), 5830 nucleotides. RefSeq names its product formin-like protein 16. Lineage: Eukaryota; Viridiplantae; Streptophyta; Magnoliopsida; Poales; Poaceae. Gene Ontology annotation, molecular function: actin filament binding. Gene Ontology annotation, biological process: actin nucleation; actin cytoskeleton organization. The record is from RefSeq and is a predicted model, not a curated record.